GCAUUAUUGUGUGUGUUUUUUUUUUUUUAAUUUCAUAAUGCCUAUCCAACAAAUUAAGGCCCUUUUUUAUUAGGGGAGAUAAACUACAGAUUGGAGGUUAGUGAAGAAACUAAUGGAGAUAUAAUAAGUCAAAUUAAAAUGACAAGAAUGAGCUCUCAUCUAUUGAUACUUAUACUUGAGCUAGUAGCUUGCUACAAUAGCACUACAAGAAAGAAUUCUUUUGUUUCUGUGUGUCUGUCUUCUGCUGCAAACCUUUAGUAUCUUUAUUCACCUCAUGCCAUGUAUUUGACUUAGCUUACUACCAGAACAGAACUGUUGACUUAUCAUUACAUGACAUAACUGUGUUGACCCCGCUGAUAAACCCAAAUUCCAAAUUAGAGGCAAUUAAAAAUAAGUCACAUCUUUUUAAUCUGUAUUACUUUGUUUUGGUAAUACAAUUUCAAAAAAGGUUCUCAGCAAUGAGUCAAAAUAUGUUUGCGCUUUUUGAAUAGGUUUUGACAUCAAACUCAAAUAAACAUAUUUUUGGCAUAUCCUCUUUGUGAAAUAUUGUUAAUUCUUACUAUAGGCACAAGAACAACUAUAAAUUGUGGUAUAAUUGUAAUUUUAUACUUAAAAAUUGUGAUUUCCUCUAUCAUAGCCAAGUUUUGUUUAAGGCAACAUUAUCAUGAUAGUGGGUAUAUGAAGUUGUAAACAAAUUACAGCAAACUCCAAACCUAGAAACACUUUUCCUGUGUAUUAGAAAAAGACUGCAGGAACAUCUGUGAAUAACUUUAUUAGAAGAUGCUAUGGGCUUAACAUGCAACGUCUUCUGUGUUUUUUUUUAAUUUUAUUAAAAGUUGUAUGAAUAACACUUUUUUCAGUAGACACAAGAGAAUUUAUUUUUUUCAUUAUAUGAUGAGCCACUCACUGUUAAUUUGUCAAACUGAAAGAAAGAUUUGUUAUCAAAGUAUUUUAUACAUAAGAUGCAAGUAAACAUUGAAAGAAUGCAGAAUUACAAUUUACUAUCAAAUAGUUUUUGAUAAAUGUAUUUUAGCCAAAUAAUAUGUUCAGUUGGUAAGUGUAAUAAAACUUUAAAAUAGUUUAAAAUGUGCAUUAGAAGUUGAACAAAAUGCAUUAUUGUAGAAAACCAAAUGUCUCUUCAAGGUCAACAAGUUCAAUAACAACUCCACUUCACUGUUCAGUUCAGUUGUGACAGGAAUGUCAACAGGGAUCUUUGCUGUAUGCUUUCUUGAAUCUAUAUUGAAACCAAAUGGAGUGGCUUACCCAGAUCUUGUCUGCUUUACUACUCAUGAUCACUGCGAGUUACAUACUGAAAAUAUUUCGUUCUUCAGUGAAGUUCAAAAAUCUCCUAAAUAAAUUUCCUGGUCCUGAACCACUGCCUUUGAUUGGUUCUAUAACAGAUUAUAUGGUCCCUAGGGAACAAAUGGCAACUGUGUUUGAUAAAAGAUUUAAAGAAUAUGGCCCAGUUGUUCGUGUCUGGAAUCCUGUGUGUAUGGAUCCUGAUCUUUUUAUUACAAAACCUGAAUAUUUAGAGGUGAUACUAACAAGCACAAAGCACAUAAAGAAGAGCACUGCAUAUGAUGGAUUAAAACCUUGGCUGGGUACUGGCUUGCUAACUAGCACAGGAAAGAAAUGGCAACUUCAUCGUAAACUGAUCACUCCAGCUUUCCACUUCAACAUUUUAGAAGAUUUCUUUCAAGUUUUUGUAGAGAAAUCUAAGAGUUUGAUAAAUACCAUGACAAAAUUACCUGUGGGCACUACAAUUGACCUUAUGCCCAUUAUUUCAAAAUGUACAUUGGACAUUAUUUGUGAAACUGCAAUGGGGACUUGUAUGAAUAUCCAAGAAGAUAAAGAACAUGAACAAUAUGUUUCUGCAGUCCUUGAACUCAGUGAAAUAACAAUGUACCGAGAGUUUCGACCUUGGUUGUACUCGGACCUUGUUUUCUACAGGACUCAAUACGGAAAGCAAUAUGCAAAAUGUCUUCAAAUCCUACAUGGUUUUACUGAAAACGUAAUUCAAAAAAGAAAGCUCCAUACUAAUAAAAAGCCUUCAGCAGAAGAAAAUUCAGAAGAUACAUCAACUGGAGCGAGAAGGAGAUUGGCUCUUCUGGAUCUGUUGUUGGACACAUGUGACUCUCCUCACCCACUGACGGAUCUGGAGAUCAGGGAAGAAGUGGAUACUUUCAUGUUUGAGGGUCAUGACACAACUGCAAUGGCCAUCACAUGGGCUUUGUAUCUUCUAGGGACUCAUCCACAUAUACAGGAAAGAGUUGUGGUAGAACUUGAGGAGAUAUUCUCUACAUCUCAACGCAGCCCAUAUUUUGAGGAUCUAGUUGCCAUGAAAUAUUUGGAGAGAGUGAUAAAAGAGGCUCUAAGAUUGUAUCCUAGUGUACCAUUCAUUGCCAGGAAAAUCGAAGAAGAUCUGCCCCUAGGUGAUGGCUACAUUAUCCCAGCUGGUACAGGUGUUACACUGGAUAUAUUCCAUACACAUCGAGAUCCCACCCAGUUUCCAGACCCUUAUGUCUUCAAUCCUGACAACUUUCUGCUAGAGAGGACUAGGAAGAGACAUCCAUUCGCUUACAUACCCUUCAGUGCUGGGCCACGUAACUGUAUUGGCCAAAAGUUUGCUAUGAUGGAAGAGAAAACCGUUCUCUCUGCCAUUUUGCGAAAUUUCAAGAUAGAAGCAGUAGAAGAAAAUGUGGUAAUGCUUCAAGAACUCACCCUGAAACCAGUAAAUGGCUUACUUGUUAAAUUAACUCCACGGAAACAUUGAUUAUUUUCUUAUACCUGUACUUUGAAUAAUUAGGAACAUGGCUCCAUUUUGCACCUAAAUUCAGUUACAUUUGGUUAAAAAAAUUUUAUAAUAUUGAGAUGACCGUAGUAUAUUACUUGCUGUGCAAUUGUUGUAGGUCUUUAUGGUAUUACUAGUGUACAAUGCAAAUGUUUUACAUGAAUAAAAUAAAAAGAGACUAUUA
Molecule: messenger RNA, 2975 nt
Organism: Homalodisca vitripennis (glassy-winged sharpshooter)
Lineage: Eukaryota; Metazoa; Arthropoda; Insecta; Hemiptera; Cicadellidae
Product: cytochrome P450 4C1-like
Exons: 13
Coding region: 1250-2773 (507 amino acids)
Molecular function (GO): heme binding; monooxygenase activity; iron ion binding
Source: RefSeq, a predicted model, not a curated record